Messenger RNA from Cyanidioschyzon merolae strain 10D, 690 nucleotides. RefSeq lists its product as hypothetical. The record is from RefSeq and is a predicted model, not a curated record. The transcript has a single exon. Gene Ontology annotation, molecular function: RNA binding. The coding region runs from base 1 to 690 and encodes 229 amino acids. NCBI's taxonomy places the organism in Eukaryota, Rhodophyta, Bangiophyceae, Cyanidiales, Cyanidiaceae.
AUGAGCGACGCUACGAACAACGCAGUUUUGGUAAGAAAUUUGUCCCCCGAGGUGACUAAACAGACUCUCUUGGACUUUUUCUCGUUCUGUGGCGAAAUCUCCGCGGUGAAAAUUCGUCCAUCCGUAGGGGAGGGGGGUUCUUCCAGCUCUGGGAGCCCAACGGAAGCGAUGGAGGCCCUGGUGAUUUUUGAAAACCAGUCAGCGAAGAAAACCGCUCUAGUCCUGGAUUCUGCUACUCUUAAGAAGCGAAAGAUUAGUGUUAUGGAUGCAACCGAGGAGCUCGUCUCCUCUUUUAAAGACGUCCGGGAAGUGGACCUCGCGAGGGACAGCACCGACGUUCCAGAGACUGCUACCGCUCGCCAGGAACGGCUGCAGGGCCUCCGCGAAGAGUUCGACCGCGCCAUCAAACGCGCUUCCGACAAGCUCAGCGAUUUCAAUGAAAAGCACCGAAUAACGGAAAAGGUCCAGGAGUUUGGCGACUUGACCAAACGCAAAACGCAGGAGAUCAAUGAACAGUACCGUCUAACGGAGCGAGCUCGCGAAGGCUGGCAGACCGUGCGUGAGAAAACACGCGAAUUGGAUGAGCGCUUGCAUCUCAGCGAAAGUGCUCGGGACGGAUGGAGAUCGUUGAAAGCAUCUGUGAGUAAGAUUAUGCAGAAAGAUCGCGGCGGAGAGGUUGAUAAAGCGUAG